Drosophila serrata is the source of this 1106-nucleotide messenger RNA. RefSeq names its product RAD51 recombinase homolog spn-A (gene spn-A). Gene Ontology annotation, cellular component: condensed nuclear chromosome. Gene Ontology annotation, molecular function: ATP-dependent DNA damage sensor activity; single-stranded DNA binding; ATP hydrolysis activity. Gene Ontology annotation, biological process: DNA strand invasion; reciprocal meiotic recombination; DNA recombinase assembly. The record is from RefSeq and is a predicted model, not a curated record. NCBI's taxonomy places the organism in Eukaryota, Metazoa, Arthropoda, Insecta, Diptera, Drosophilidae.
UCGCAGCUGUCAAUGGAGAAGCUGUCAAAUGUGGAGACAUCGGCUACUGAGGAGGAGGAGGGGGGACCGCUGAGCGUUUCCAAGUUAAUGGGCGGCAGCAUCACGGCCAAGGACAUUAGACUGCUGCAGCAGGCCAGCCUGCACACUGUGGAGGCGGUGGCCAAUGCCACAAAGAAGCAGCUGAUGGCCAUCCCCGGACUGGGCGGCGGCAAGGUGGAGCAGAUCAUUACGGAGGCAAACAAACUGGUACCUCUGGGCUUCCUCAGUGCCCGCACCUUCCAUCAGAUGCGAGCGGACGUGGUACAAUUAACGACAGGCUCCAAGGAACUGGACAAACUUCUAGGCGGUGGCAUUGAGACAGGUUCCAUUACGGAGAUCUUUGGAGAGUUCCGUUGCGGCAAGACGCAGAUCUGCCAUACCUUGGCGGUCACCUGCCAGCUGCCCAUUAGUCAGAAGGGUGGCGAGGGCAAGUGCUUGUAUAUUGAUACGGAAAACACCUUCCGGCCGGAGCGGUUGUCAGCCAUUGCUCAACGUUACAAGCUCAACGAGGCUGAGGUCCUCGACAACGUCGCGUGCUCGCGGGCCUAUAACUCGGACCAGCAAACGCGACUCAUUCAGAUGGCAGCGGGCAUGCUCUUUGAAUCCAGAUACGCCGUCGUCAUAGUGGAUAGUGCAAUGGCUCUGUACCGUUCGGAUUAUAUUGGACGAGGCGAGUUGGCCGCUCGGCAGAACCAUUUGGGAUUAUUCCUGCGCAUGCUGCAACGUCUAGCGGAUGAGUUUGGCGUGGCCGUUGUGAUUACCAAUCAGGUGACAGCCUCGCUGGACGGUGGCCCAGGCAUGUUUGCGGGAGAUGCCAAGAAACCGAUCGGAGGACAUAUAAUGGCUCACUCCUCGACCACGCGACUAUAUCUGAGAAAAGGCAAGGGCGAGACGCGAAUAUGCAAGAUAUAUGAUUCACCCUGCCUGCCGGAAUCAGAGGCAAUGUUUGCCAUCCUGCCAGAUGGCAUAGGAGAUGCCAAGGAAAAUUGAUUCUUUAUUAUUAAUUAGUACGUAAGAAGAGCCUAAAGCUUAAAUAUAUUUAUAAAAUAAAUUGAUUAUGAAUGCAA